GGGUUUCCGACCAGAAGCUAGCUGGCUAGGACAAAGGAUUAGUUUAGCACUGUAUUGGCAGCUAGCUCUGAAUAUCGUUUGACUAUUGGCUAUCUCUACUGGAUAAAUGCUCCUCAUGACUAUGGACAAAGGACCUGGUCUUCCCAGUGACGAUCCCUCUAAAGGCAAACUGUCCAAAGGCUUACACGUGCCUUCUCUCAAGAAACCCAGUGCCCUCCCCGUGCUCAAACCAGUGAGGUCAACUGGCUCUACCGCCUCUAGGCUACCAGUCUCACCAUUAUCUCAGAGCUAUCGCGAGUCAUCACAGAAGAAGUCAAUUCAUCACGACAACUCCUCUCUCACGCAGUCCUCUGAUCAUGGCAGUGCAGCAGCAUACCAAUCCUCCAUUCCCCGACUAGUGGAGCGGUCUUCAGUGCGGGCGAGAUACCUCCAACCUCCGGGCUAUUCUCUCUCCAUGAAGUCCAGGACUCUCAGUAAACCUGAGGGUGGUAUUGCACGCAAUCGGCACACCAUACACCACACCCACGCUAGCACACGCCGGAAGGAGCAACCCUCACAUCUAGAGUCAAGUCUGGCUUCGAGACAGAGAGCCAACUCUAAUCGUCAUACCACUCCCAACAAGUACACCUCCCUCCCUCACAUUGCCGGGGGGGAGUCACGGAUCCCCCUCCCCAAAGCCACACCCCCUGCACUACCCCCAAAGAAGUCACGACCGACAGCAUCCAGACUGCCUGCUCCACAAUCGUACGCUGGUGCUAAACUGACCAGAGCUGAGAGCCAACGCUCACAGCCACAAACACAAAGUGAGCCUGAUUUUCUAAAACUCCCACAAGUGAUAAGCGGCCAUCAAAUACCACUCUCCCCGGACACUGUGCUGAGAGAGUUAAGAGGAGCCACUCUGACAGAGUUUGAGAAGACAGAGAUACUAGAGUACCCGGAGAUAUGGUACCUUGGACAUGAAUCCAAGAAGAUAAAAGGGGAGGUUGGAAAACCACAGAACGCAGGCUAUGAUGAUGAGAACGGGAGUUACAUCAAGGUGCUUCACGAUCACAUAGUGUACAGAUACGAGAUCAGAGAAGUGAUUGGAAAAGGAUCAUUCGGACAAGUGGUCAAAUGUUUUGACUACAAGACGAGUCAGCCCGUGGCAGUGAAGAUCAUCCGCAACAAGAAGAGAUUUCACCAUCAAGCACUAGUCGAGGUCAAGAUCCUAGACUCCCUUAGAAAAAAGGACAAGGACAACCAGUACAAUAUCAUCCACAUGAUUGACUACUUCUACUUCCGGAACCAUCUCUGUAUCACCUUUGAACUCAUGGGUAUGAAUCUGUAUGAGCUGAUCAAGAAGAACAACUUCCAAGGGUUCAGUAUAGCUCUUAUUCGCCGGUUUGCCUACGCUCUCCUACAGUGCUUGAAGCUCCUCCAUCGGGACAGAAUCAUACACUGCGACUUGAAACCUGAAAAUGUCCUGCUGAAGUUAAAAGGGCAAAGCUCGAUAAAGGUGAUUGACUUUGGCUCGAGUUGCUACGACCACCAGAGAGUGUACACGUACAUACAGUCAAGGUUCUACAGAUCACCAGAAGUCAUUCUAGGUCUUCCGUACAGCAUGGCCAUUGACAUGUGGAGUCUGGGUUGCAUCCUGGCUGAGCUGUACACUGGCUACCCACUGUUCCCAGGGGAGAAUGAGGUGGAGCAGUUGGCCUGCAUCAUGGAGGUGUUUGGACUGCCCUCCUCGUCACUACUCACUGACGCUCAGCGAAGGAAACUGUUCUUUGACUCUAAAGGCAGUCCUCGAUGUACCACCAACUCUAAGGGCCGCAAGAGACGACCUGCCACGAGAGAGCUGUCAUCAGCCAUCAAGACAACUGACCUCAUGUUCCUGGACUUCCUGCAGCAGUGUAUGCAGUGGGACCCUGAGAGGAGACUCACUCCAGAGGAGGCACUCAGACAUCGCUGGAUCGCAGAGGGUCAUACCAGUCACCCUCGUGGGAUACCUCGCUCAGUCCAUGGCUCCACAAACACCGCCUCCACAGCUCCACUCCAUCACAGCUCACACACACAUCUCAAUGGGCAUUCUGCUGCUGAAGCCACACCCACCACCAACAUCUCUCAUAAGCACACCCUCUCCAGUCCGGGUGUGGAGGGCACCAAGCCGCAACUGGAGACGUCGAAAACUAAAGAACCCUCGAGACUGAAUGGAUUUACAAAGAAGAGGAGCUUAGUAAUGGACUCUUCGAGUGUACGAGGAUACACACAUCGCCCUGUUGGGAGAGAGGGGAGCCUGGACAGUAAGAAGGGCUCCACAUUUUCUCCUCCAUCAACUGCCGACCAAGCUAAACUAGAUUCGAAAGCAGCCAGCCUUCUGCCCAGAAUUGUAUGACCUGUCUUUUUAUACAUUCAUAACAAUAAUAUAGUAUUUUGCCUGCUCUAUUUAACAUUAAUAAACUGUUUCUAUUUGUGCCUGCUAGAUGUGGUGUCUUUUUUUUUUUAAUGAAUCAACAAUAAUCGUCUCAGCAUCAGUCAUUAUUCAACAGCACCAUUGUUGGCUCUUGUCCAUUAUAAACAUUUUAUUAUAAUUAUUAAAACAAUUGCUCAA
Molecule: messenger RNA, 2590 nt
Organism: Halichondria panicea
Lineage: Eukaryota; Metazoa; Porifera; Demospongiae; Suberitida; Halichondriidae
Product: dual specificity tyrosine-phosphorylation-regulated kinase 4-like
Exons: 15
Coding region: 107-2374 (755 amino acids)
Biological process (GO): peptidyl-threonine phosphorylation; peptidyl-serine phosphorylation
Cellular component (GO): cytoskeleton; cytoplasm; nucleus
Molecular function (GO): protein serine/threonine/tyrosine kinase activity; ATP binding; protein serine/threonine kinase activity
Source: RefSeq, a predicted model, not a curated record